Molecule: messenger RNA, 1597 nt
Organism: Pygocentrus nattereri (red-bellied piranha)
Lineage: Eukaryota; Metazoa; Chordata; Actinopteri; Characiformes; Serrasalmidae
Product: periphilin-1
Exons: 10
Coding region: 181-1203 (340 amino acids)
Biological process (GO): protein localization to heterochromatin; negative regulation of gene expression, epigenetic; negative regulation of DNA-templated transcription
Cellular component (GO): nucleoplasm
Source: RefSeq, a predicted model, not a curated record
AUAAAGGUCUGUGAUGGUAGGCAGGGGUUUGUGGUUGUGCUGUGGGAACGUAGAAAACCUGCAAGCAGGGAUUUACGCGCGAACGUUUUUCGUGCUUUCCAUUAUUAAACGCAGCCUGAUAAACCUGUCACUGGGUUAGCUUGUCUGUUUAAAGGGCAAGACAAGAAGAGCUCAGUCAACAUGGCAUACAGACGAGAGCGGAGCAUCCGGGAAAUCUAUGAAGAUCGAAUUAAUGGAAGAUCACAGCAGGUGCCUUAUCAGAGAACGGUGAGCCUUGUGGAUAGGCGGCCUGUCCACAGCUGGACAGAGGAAGACUAUGACCAAGAGGGUGACUAUAACUACGGUCAUGGACGAGGUGGAUACCAUGGGGAUGAUCGGAGAGGCUAUUAUGGAGAGAGAGAGCAGUAUAGUGGAGAAAAAAGAGGUGGACCACAUUUCAGAAGGGAGGAUCCAUAUUUCUACAGCAGAGGGUCUGCAGAAGAGCUCCCAAUGGCAAGACAGGUUGAGAUCAGGAACAAUAGCAGAGUGUCCUCACAGCCUAGGGGUCAAAAGUUACCUCCUCCUCGGCCACUCAUGAGUGUACCCCGCAGAGGAGACGACAGUGUUAUGAAUGUCACUGUGAAUCUGGACCGACGGGAUGAACGUGAGAGCCUGAAGCGGAAAGCUUCGUUCCCUCAUGCUCGUGAGCAGUCUCCACCGAAGAGAGAGGUGCCCCUUGCCAACCGUUCUCGAUCCAGCCGCAGCUACUCUCCUGAAUGCAGCAAGACCAGCUCUUCUCCACCUCUGCCCAAGAUGACAACUGUCCAACAAGAAAAAGAGGGACCACCCAACCAUCACACUGGUGAAUCUCAAGAUGGAUCUCCACACAGUUCAGUAUUAGCAACAAAGCAGGAGGAGAAGCCAGGGACCGAAAUGGAGCAAUGUGAGGAGACAGAAGUUAAGGAAGAUGCUGAACAGAGUCUAGAAGCACGUCGGGCACAUGUCAUCGCAAACAAAGCUCUGGAGAUUGAAAAGUUAUACAGGCAGGACUGUGAGACCUUUGGGAUGGUGGUUAAGAUGCUAAUUGCUAAGCAGCCAACCUUGGAGAAGCAGCUUCAGACAGCAUUGAAAGAGAACCUGGCAGAGAUUAAGGAACGAUGCCUGGAAGACCUCCGUCACUUUAUUUCUGAGGUGAAUGUAGUGCUUAAAUCCGACCAGGCUUGAUUGAGACUGGCUUCAUCAAAUGACUCAUUUACAAAGCACUUUUGGAAACAGUGAUGUUUGCUAGUUUGCCACCCUUUUAUUUAUUUAUUUUUUGCUAGUUUUGCCCCCCAUUGCUUCUUCAAGCCACUAUGAAAACUACUGUACAAGCUUAAAUAGCUUAGAAUCCGGUGGAACAGACAGAAUGUGAGUAUCAGCAGUAAACAAUGAUGCUGUUUGAUUCUCAGUACAUUUAUUGGACAAUCCUAAUGUGGGUAAAAUAUCAGUGUUUAGUUGUCUGGUUUAAAGAACAUUAUUGCCCGAUUCAUUGCAAAUAUAUAUGCCAGAAAUAUUCACAUUUUUCUUACACCAAACAGUUUUUAAUAAACUUUUCCUAAUAAACUUUUUUUUAAAGAUG